UCUUGGUCAGAGUGAUUUAUUGAAGCUGGCUGCUAACCACAGCCUCAGGUUAGUCCAUUUCUUAGAUAGCCUUUGGUUCCUGGAUACAUAAGAGCAAGAAUCCUCCCUGUGGACCUUCAAGAUCUCUGUCUAGUGUGAUUGUGUUGCUUGGCAUCGCCUUGUCCUUCCCUGGUGCCAUGGAGACCCUUGUGUCACGCUGCGAGGCCACGUGCUCAUCUCCACUUGCUAUUGAAUGGCAUUCCCUGUCCAUUGAGUCCCAUUAUAUGGACGAACAAUGGUGGUGAGUCACAGGCCUUCGGCAGAAAUGUUCAGUGCCCAAACCUGGAGUGGCCCUUGACUCAACCGGGAGCCACUGAGAGAUGGGCUCCCAGGUGAACCAGAACUACCACGUGGAGUGCGAGGCGGCCGUGAACUGCGUGGCCAACCUGGAGCUUUAUGCCAGCUAUGCCUACCUCUCCAUGUCCCACUACUUUAAGCGUGACGACGUGGCCCUGAAGCACGUGGCCGACUUCUUCAGCAAAGAGUCCCUCAAGAAGAGUGCGGACGCAGAGGCGUUUCUCAAGUAUCAGAACAAGAGAGGAGGGUGCAUCAUGCUGAAGGACAUUCAGAAGCCAGAAAAGGAUGAAUGGGAGAACAGUUUGGUGGCCUUUGAGAGCGCCUUACGGCUGGAGCGCAUCCUGAACCAAGCUCUCCUGGAUUUGCACCAUCUGGCUCUGCAGAAAGGGGAUCCGCACAUGUGCGACUUCCUAAAGUCCUUCUUGGAGGACCAAGUGGCAACUGUCAAGGAGAUGGGAGGUCACGUUUCCAACCUGCGGCGCCUGGAGGUGCCCCACAAUGGCCUCGGGGAGCACCUCUUCGACCAGCACUCUUUGGGGGAGAGCACCUGAGAGGUUGAGUUUGGUGACCACUGGCUAUUUGUUCCUGGAAGUCAUUGUAAUAAUAAAAAAUGUUUACUGUUGGUCGGGCAGAUAGACAUAUAAUCGGUUA
Anolis carolinensis (green anole) is the source of this 987-nucleotide messenger RNA. RefSeq names its product ferritin heavy chain B. Gene Ontology annotation, biological process: intracellular iron ion homeostasis; iron ion transport. Gene Ontology annotation, molecular function: ferrous iron binding; ferric iron binding. Lineage: Eukaryota; Metazoa; Chordata; Lepidosauria; Squamata; Anolidae. The record is from RefSeq and is a predicted model, not a curated record. The coding region runs from base 360 to 887 and encodes 175 amino acids. Gene Ontology annotation, cellular component: cytoplasm. The transcript has 4 exons.